AUGGUUGCGUGGCUCGUUGUCCAGCGACGAAGACGUUCAUUCACAGUCAAUAAGAUUGCUCCAUAUAUAGCAAGGACGAAUCGGAUGGUUCAUUUCGUUCGUCUUGCCGAUCUUUCCAGCUCUAUUCCCUCUAGAAUUGGUAUUGAAAAGCGAAGUACGGGAUUCGCUGGAUCCCGCUCUCGUCGUUUCCUUGAAAUUUUCGGUUGCUCUGGGCUAUGCCUUGCAACUGUUUCCGGUGGUAAUCACAUUCCGGGCGGAGCUGUUCGAGCUGCACUCCGAGUGCGGGCCCUUUUCCCUCAUUCCUCCCUAGCAGGAUGGAUACUUAUCAUGUGCGCCCCAUUCUACUCCGUGGUGGUUUUGGUCGCGCUGAUCUAUGUAGCUCGCGGCUCGCUCUUUGUCGGUCUUUCCACACCUGCUGUGGAAAAGCAGAGUGUGCUCACAUACCGGAUUGGCUCUGGAACAUUUAAGCUAGGAGUGGUUGUGGUGGUAAUCUGGGCUUUGACUGCGUACGUCUCCGGGAUCCGUCCCGUCGGCGAAAGCAAAGGGGCUGAAGACACUGGAAUUAGCCUACUGACAUACGGGGAAGCUGUCAGGGUUGUUCUCGAAUUGAUUGGACGGUUGCUGGUGACCACAAUUCUCUUCGCGGAUCUAAUUCUUGCAAUGGUGUUGCGAAAUUGUCUAGAUGAAAGAAAACGGAGAGACACUUUCGGGGAGCAGUCUGACGUUGACUUUCAUGCUCUGGAGAAGGCCAUCGGUCAAGAAACCAAAUCUCUCCGUACGAAGGACCAGCUUACCAAGCAUUCUAACAACGACAGUUUGGAGCCGACUGCUUCUGUAGACUGCGAGAGAAUGGAUGACAGCACUGGAAAUUCAGACAAUAGUACUGAGACAGAGCAUGCGCCGACGGAGGUGGCUCUUCAAGAUGAGGAGAUCAAUAGCUAUCUGAAAGAUCGUAAUCGACGAUUAGGUGGUGAUGAGAACGUGUGA
Molecule: messenger RNA, 987 nt
Organism: Phaeodactylum tricornutum CCAP 1055/1
Lineage: Eukaryota; Bacillariophyta; Bacillariophyceae; Surirellales; Neidiaceae
Exons: 2
Coding region: 1-987 (328 amino acids)
Source: RefSeq, a predicted model, not a curated record